AUGGAGGAGAUUGGAGUAGAACUUGACAAUGAUCUCACUAUCAAGGUAGAUGACACAGUGUUCAAUAUUCUUGUCCAAGUAGACGACGACUGCUCUCGCACAAAUGAAAUCAACCCAGGUUCCUCAACUUAUCCAUGGACGUCAAUACCGGAAUGUAUCACACAACUCCUAUUCAGCUCGCCUCGCACUCGGUUUUCGGAGGCUCAAAAGAGGGCCAUUCUGGACUGGGCUACUGCACUCGGUGCCAAAGACAUUCUGACACUGUACAGUAUCAAGAAAACCCAAGACUGUAUCCAUGAAUUAGUUGGAAAUCCGACUGAAAAGGUUUGCGCAAAGUCGGGCACCAUGUUUUACCUCAAUUCUGUUGCAAAAGCAAUCGCAAAGAAUUAUGGCAAUCCUCUUACAUGGUUCGCCAUGCAUAAUUACCCAGAAGAAGGAGAUGGAAGGAUGUCGCAAGUUCAUCAUGGCUACAAGAUGAUGCACGACCUCCCUGAUGACCUUUCCCCACCUACAGUCCAUGUAGGAAUCAACAUUUUCUUUGCUGACGAGCUCCUUCAACUGUCGUCCAUGGAAUAUUUUAUUCCAAAGAAGUUUUUUGAGGUAAAGAUAACUCCCGACAACAACACUCAGAUAUUGGCCUUAGGUCACAUUGUUGUGCGGACUGACGUGGGAUUUUCUGUGGAUCUCGAGUGCGUACUCACUCCAGUCUUGUCAUUUGUAUGGACAUUUGAAGAUAUUAAAGGCCAUCCAAAUGAGUUCGAGUGCGGUUUCACAGAAUCAUCUGCAACUCAUGCCUGCCUUAUGCCGAAUCCCCUUCGUGCAAAAUCGGGUGGUCGGAUGGUGCUAACAGUGCCACUCAUCGUCUUCAUGGACGAUGUCUCAGGGAACAUAUCCAAACAGUGGAACAAGCAUCAUGUUGUAUACAUGUUGAACACUGCUUUACCUCGUGAGAUGCUGGAGAAGGAGUUUUCUCUAGAGCAACAGGAUGCUAACCAUAAGAACACAAAAACAGUGCCGCAGCGAGCGAUGGAAUCAUCACUUGGGAUUGCGAACAACCCAAUGCAGGAGGAGUAUGGUGAACUUCGAACAUCUGAAGGCACGAAGAUGGAUAUUUUGAAGCAAAUCGAGCUUUCAAAACUCUCUGGUGGUACAGGAGAAGGCACUCGUGAAGCUGCAACAAUGCACAUACUUGAACAGGAGUUCGAAGACAUGCCUCAUGGAUCACCCCUUGAAGAUCACAUCAAUCCGCUACUUGGUAUGCCUGGUGUCAACAUCCACCAAGACACACCCACCGAGAUUCUUCACACCAUUCUUCUUGGCGUCGUCAAAUAUUUCUGGGGUCAGACUGCUUGGAUACUCGACAAGGGUCAUCUUCUCAACACUUUUGAAGUGCAAUUAGAAUCGAUCAACAAGGAUGGCCUGAACUCCCCAAUGCUUGGUGCAAAUUACAUUUGCCAUUUCAAGGGCAGUCUUAUCGGCAAGCACUUCAAAAGUCUUGCCCAAGUAAUGCCAUAUCUUAUUUAUGAUCUUGUUCCACAAACGGUUCUGAACGGCUGGACGGUGAUUGGCAAACUGGUAGUACUUCUUUGGCACACAUCGAUUGAAAACACAGAGCUUUAUCUUUGCACUCCCAGCAUCCUCAUCACAAAGGCAAAAUUUCACUUCCUGGUCCACAUUCCAGCAUACAUACGAUGUUUUGGUCCUGCUCUCCUCUUUUCUACAGAACAUUUCAAAUCCUUCAAUCAUGUAUUCCGAUUAGCAGCAAUCUACAGUAACCGCCAGGCUCCAAGUUGUGACACGUGCAACACAUUUGCCAUGCAGGACAUUGUCAAGCACAUCAUUACAGGAGGAUUUUGGGUAGAUCCGACAACAAAAAGAUGGGUGAGUGCUGGGAAGGAUAUUAUAGAUUACAUGGAUAAUCAUCCACAUCAACGACACUUGUUGGGGUUUCAUACGACACGACUAAAGCCUGCAGGAUCUUCUCAUUUGCCAACACAGCAGAACGCUCGAGGAAAGUCCGAGGCAAUCCCACCAGUGGACUGGCAUUCGACACACUUAGCGGCAGCCCUAUCCCAUGACAACAAUCUUCUUCGAGUCGCACCAAGCAAGUUCUACAGAGCUGAUCCGUUCACAGCAGUCAAUCAAGAUAAAGUCAUAGAAAUUCUCAUUCAGCAAGGAAAGACCUGUCUCAUUGCGGAUCACGUAGUCGUCACCUGCUUGGCAUUCUCGCCAGAUCUCCACCCUCAGCUCAGUGUCCCAUGUCUGGAACUUGUUCCUGAAGAUGAAGUUGUUGUGGCACCCAAGAACAUCCUGUGUGCGGUCAAUGUACAACAUGAUUGCAUUGCAUUGGAUUCCAACUGCAAUAUUCAGUACAUCCGUGAGAAACAGGAGCGCACUGAGACAACGAAGACCAAAUGUGUCACUCAGCAUACAGCAAAUAAUGCUUAUGUUCUCAACACUCAUUCUCUCCACAAUUAUUUGCUCAUUUCAGCUGUCAUUCCGCCUGAAAUUCAUGUUUAA
Suillus discolor is the source of this 2520-nucleotide messenger RNA. RefSeq lists its product as uncharacterized. NCBI's taxonomy places the organism in Eukaryota, Fungi, Basidiomycota, Agaricomycetes, Boletales, Suillaceae. The transcript is spliced from 15 exons. The record is from RefSeq and is a predicted model, not a curated record. The coding region runs from base 1 to 2520 and encodes 839 amino acids.